UCGAAACAAACUGGAAGUUCCCUUUCCAUUUAGUGAGUCCAAAUGAUCCUUUGUUGGACGGCUGAAAACAACCAUUCAACCAAUAGUAAACUCCGCGCUAUUGCCAUUCUAACACAGCCAACCUCUCAGUGUUCUACCUCUUCACAAAGUUCACUCCUUUCAAACCUUAAAUGAUAAAAUAUCAUACUUCUGCACAAGGGUUUUAAUAUUUGGACUGUUUUUUUUUUCCCUCUCUGGGAGUAGGAAAAAAAUGGUCUCUUUCGACCAGUUUUGGAACAGAAACACGGUAACAGGUCUUGGGUUGGGACAGUUUCUUUCCCUUCUCAUCACUUCCACUGGUUUCACCUCUUCAGAAUUGGCCAAAAAAGGAAUUAAUGCACCAACUUCACAGUCGUUUCUAAACUACGUGUUUUUGGCAAUUGUCUAUGGGAGUAUUGUUCUGUAUAGAAGGCAAGCACUCAAGGCAAAAUGGUAUUAUUACAUAAUUCUUGGAUUGGUUGAUGUUGAAGCAAACUUUCUUGUUGUAAAGGCGUAUCAAUACACAUCACUAACAAGUGUGAUGCUGCUUGACUGUUGGUCCAUCCCAUGUGUCAUGCUUCUUACGUGGAUUUUCUUGAAAACAAAAUAUAGAUUCAAAAAGAUAACUGGUGUAGUUGUUUGCAUUGCUGGCCUUGUCCUGGUUGUAUUUUCAGACGUCCAUGCAAGCGACAGAGCAAGUGGAAGCAACCCUCGUAUAGGUGAUCUUCUUGUUAUUGCUGGUGCUACAUUGUAUGCUGUCAGCAACGUCAGUGAGGAGUUUCUGGUGAAAAAUGCUGAUAGAGUUGAAUUGAUGGCAAUGCUGGGUCUCUUUGGUGGCAUUGUUAGUGCCAUUCAAAUAAGCAUACUUGAGCGCAAUGAGCUCAAAUCUAUUCACUGGUCAGCUGGGGCAGCCCUUCCUUUUGUUGGAUUUGCAGUGGCUAUGUUCUUGUUUUACUCUUUAGUCCCAGUCCUACUUAAGAUGAAUGGUUCAACUAUGUUAAAUCUGUCUCUAUUGACCUCUGACAUGUGGGCUGUCUUAAUUCGGAUUUUUGCUUACCAUGAAAAGGUUGAUUGGAUGUAUUUUGUGGCUUUUGGUGUUGUUGUUGUUGGUCUUAUCAUCUAUUCUGUAGGUGAGAAAGAUGAGAAUCAAGACCCUCUUCAUGUUGCUGAAGAUGCUGACCAAAGACAAAGACAGCAUGAUGAAGAAGCUACUACUUCAGGUAAAUCAUAAUAUAACAGAACUCAGGCUGGGAGCUCAAAAAACUAAGCACGCCUUAAGAGGUGCUUGAAGGGUGAAGUCGUGAGAAUUCAGAUUUCAGAAUAAGCAUUCGAUUCGAUUCAAUUUGUGCUGAUGGAAUUGAGUUUCUUGGAAGUUGAUAGGAAAAUUUCAGUCAAUAAUAGUUUUCUAAAUUUGAUAUUUAAUUACUUUGAAGAAAGAAAAUAUAUAAGAUAGAUUUCCGGAGAUAAUGAGUAGCAGCCAUUUAUUAUUUUCGUGUGAAAUUUAGGAUGUACUUAGGUUUUGGAUUAUCCUGUGACAGUUUUGAAUUUAUUCAUCCCCAUGAUUGGGAGCAAUUGUUAAUGGUACCCUUCUUCGAUGUCCAA
Molecule: messenger RNA, 1620 nt
Organism: Cajanus cajan (pigeon pea)
Lineage: Eukaryota; Viridiplantae; Streptophyta; Magnoliopsida; Fabales; Fabaceae
Biological process (GO): transmembrane transport
Cellular component (GO): membrane
Molecular function (GO): transmembrane transporter activity
Source: RefSeq, a predicted model, not a curated record